AUGGUCCAGGUAAUCCGCGCCAAGCAGAGGGGUUGUUUAACGGAUAAUGAGGGAGAUUUUAUCCUCCUUGUGGAGCUCUACGGCCAAAACAGAAGGAACGCUGCGGCAGUUGUAGUAGACUGCGAGACCAUCGUGGCUCGUCUGGAGACUUUCCAGUUCUCGAAUAUGAAGCGAUUGUUCUCGCAAUUUGCUAAUGUUGUCAUGGUAGAUUCCACCCAUGACACCAACACCAAUCGUUACAAACUGUUUAGCGUCGUCUGGCGCGAC
Phytophthora nicotianae INRA-310 is the source of this 267-nucleotide messenger RNA. RefSeq lists its product as hypothetical. The transcript has a single exon. Lineage: Eukaryota; Oomycota; Peronosporomycetes; Peronosporales; Peronosporaceae. The record is from RefSeq and is a predicted model, not a curated record. The annotation marks the transcript as partial.